AGGUCACAGUUUUUGUCUGCAUUGAACACACAUGGCUUUGUUACGAAAAAUUUUCCCACAGACGAUUCUUGGAGUCAUCAUUUCAGGAUGAUGCCUGUAUUACUCUGCUUCUCAGUAGAUCCCAAGGGAAAGCAUCACUGUUCUGGAACAGAUGGUCCUGAAUGCUUACACCUGGAAGAGAUAUUUGGGUCUUCUGGCUUCUCACUCAGGGAAAGAAUUUUCUGUACUUCAUGCCUUGACCAGUGGUUGAAUUAACUGAGAAACAACUGAGUUAUAAUAGCUGAGAACAUGUUUUCUUAGAAGUACUGGAUCAUCAUAAGCAUUAUAUAAAAUUAAUCAGGUGUUGCUGUUCCUUCUGAUUGUGACCCUCUGUGGGAUCCUGUAUAAGAAAGUUCAUAAGGGGACUGUGCUCAGGAAUGAAACAGGCACUGAUUUUGAUGUGUCCAGAUGAUGACUCUGAGCCUCCUGAGGAAAUGGAGGAGGAGAUUCCUGUCGUGAUUUGUGCCGCGGCAGGGAGAAUGGGUGCCACCAUGGCUGCCAUCAACAGCAUCUACAGCAACACUGACGCCAACAUUCUCUUCUAUGUCGUUGGACUCCGGAACACACUAUCUCGAAUCCGAAAAUGGAUCGAACAUUCUAAACUAAGAGAAAUAAACUUUAAAAUCGUGGAAUUCAACCCUAUCGUCCUCAAAGGGAAGAUUAGACCAGACUCAUCGAGGCCUGAAUUGCUCCAGCCUCUGAACUUUGUUCGAUUUUAUCUCCCCCUGCUUAUCCAUCAACAUGAGAAAGUCAUCUAUUUGGACGACGACGUCAUUGUACAAGGUGAUAUCCAAGAACUCUAUGACACCACCUUGGCCCUGGGCCACGCGGCAGCUUUCUCGGGGGACUGCGAUUUGCCUUCCGCUCAGGACAUGAACAGAUUUGUGGGGCUACAGAAUACAUACAUGGGCUACCUGGACUACAGGAAGAAGACGAUAAAAGACCUUGGCAUAAGCCCCAGCACUUGCUCGUUCAAUCCGGGUGUGAUUGUGGCCAACAUGACGGAAUGGAAGCACCAGCGCAUCACCAAACAACUGGAGAAGUGGAUGCAAAAAAAUGUGGAGGAAAAUCUGUACAGCAGCUCCCUGGGAGGCGGGGUGGCCACGUCCCCAAUGCUGAUUGUGUUUCAUGGGAAAUACUCUGCAAUCAACCCCCUGUGGCACAUACGGCACCUGGGCUGGAAUCCAGAUACCAGAUAUUCCGAGCACUUUCUGCAGGAAGCAAAAUUACUCCACUGGAAUGGAAGACACAAACCUUGGGACUUCCCUAGUGUUCACAAUGACUUAUGGGAGAGCUGGUUUGUUCCUGACCCUGCAGGGAUAUUUAAACUCAAUCACCGCAACAGCUGAUAUAAUCUGACAUUUUAAGAAUUUCCUACAUAAAAAUGUCGAGUUGUGCAUUUGUAGCCCUAUUUCAUUGUUCAUGAACAGCACCUUCGACACACACGAUCCACGACGUAAACCACAAAGACUAAUGUGUGCAAACGGUACCCCGGUCAUGCAGGCACGGACUCCUCAAGGACGGGGGCAGUUACGGAAAUCGGGAUGAUGUGCGUGAGCUGGCCUGCGGGAAGGAAAUGAACCCGUUUCUGUUUCAGCAACUUGCUUACACUCUAAACAACAACUUGUAUUCACAAUUUUUAAAAAUUUCUAAAUGUGUUUUUUCAUAUGUAGGUAUUUUUUUUAAACAGGUUGCCAGUCUUGUCUUUUGUACAACAAUGUAUUGCAUUUAAAACAUGAAUGUCUGAGAAAAUAAAAUAUUUGCAGAUUUUCUAAUGA
Molecule: messenger RNA, 1817 nt
Organism: Neogale vison (American mink)
Lineage: Eukaryota; Metazoa; Chordata; Mammalia; Carnivora; Mustelidae
Gene: GLT8D2
Product: glycosyltransferase 8 domain containing 2
Exons: 10
Coding region: 417-1388 (323 amino acids)
Cellular component (GO): Golgi apparatus
Molecular function (GO): glycosyltransferase activity
Source: RefSeq, a predicted model, not a curated record